AUGGAUGUAAGAAAAAUAUUAAUAUUAUAUGGCAGUCAAACAGGAACCGCACAAGAUAUUGCCGAAAGAAUAUGGAGAGAAUCCAAACAAGUUAAUUUACGCAGUGUUGUUAAAUCUAUGGACGAUUAUCCGGUGGAAAAUUUAAUUUAUGAAUCAAUAGUUGUUUUCGUUUGCUCAACAACUGGUCAGGGUGAAGAACCAGAUAAUAUGAAAAAAUUUUGGAAAUUUUUACUACGUAAAUGUUUGCCGAGUAAUUCUCUUUCAAAUAUGAAAUAUGCAGUGUUAGGUUUGGGCGAUUCAUCAUAUGUCAAAUUUAAUUUUGUCGCUAAAAGGCUUAGUCGAAGACUUUGCAACUUGGGGGGUUCACCUUUAAUUGAGACAGGACUUGCAGAUGAUCAACAUGAUUUGGGUCCCGAUGCUGUGGUUGAUCCAUGGUUAGAAAAAUUUUGGUUAACAGUAGGAAAAUUAUAUAAUAUACCAGUAGAAAAUAUCAAAUUGCAAAGUGCUCCAUCUGCAAGAUGGAACGUUGAAAAAUUACAACCAAAAAUUUUGGAAAAUGAUUACAAUAGUGAAAAAUUCACCAAAGGUACAUAUUCUCAAAGAAACCCAUGCAUGCUGAAAUUAACUUCGAACGAAAGAACGACUCACGAAAAUCAUUUUCAAGAUGUCAGACUAUUAAAAUUUGACAAACCCAAUGAUUUGAAUUAUCAACCGGGUGAUGUUUUGAUGUUGGUACCUCAAAACAGUCAAGAGAAAACGGACAUGCUAUUUAAAAUAUUAAAUGAAAAUCGUGGGGAUGAUCAAAAGUUUCACGGUUGCGAUUUAGUACAGAUAAUGGCUAAAGAUGCAGACAUGCCAGUACCUGAACCGUUAAGGCAUCCCAUUCGAUUGUCUGAAUGUGCUAAGAAAUAUUGGGAUUUAAACGCUGUACCGAGGCGAUACGUUUUCCUCCUUUUAAGUUAUUUAACGACAAACGAAUUGGAACGAGAAAAACUCAAAGAAUUUUCCGAAGCCAAAGGUCAAGAAGAUUUAUAUAAUUAUUGCAAUAGGCCUAAGAGAAACAUAUUAGAAGUAUUGGCGGAUUUCCCGUACGCGACAAAAAAUAUAACGUUAGAAUUUUUAUUUGAAAUAUUACAACCUAUUAGACCUCGUGCAUUCAGCAUAGCGAGUUCUCCAUCGAUGCAUCGAAACAGUCUACACGUAUUGUUAGCAGUUGUCGAAUAUAAAACGAAAUUAAUCGAUAAAAGAAUUGGAUUAUGUUCGACGUAUUUGGCUAAUUUAAAUGUCGAUUCAAAAGUUUACGGUUGGAUUCGUAAAGGCUCAUUUAAAUUUCCCUCUUGGGAGGAAACUCCUGUCAUUAUGAUCGGACCUGGAACCGGAGUGGCGCCUUUUCGAAGUUACGUGAACGAAUUAGUAGCACGUGGAAAAGCUUCGUCGGAAAAUUUGCUUCUUUUUUUCGGUUGCCGUUACGAGAAAUAUGAUUUUCAUUGCAAAGACGAAUGGGAUCAUCUUAGAAAUAAAAAUUAUUUAAAUAUGUUUUGUGCGUUUUCGAGAGAUCAACAAAAUAAAAUAUACGUACAACACUUGAUAGUAAAUCAGGGUCAAAUAGUUUGGAAAAUGUUAAAAAAUCAAAAAUGUUUUAUUUUCGUAGCUGGAAGUUCUAAAAACAUGCCGCAAAGCGUUAGAGAAUCAUUUGUUAAAGUCGUUCAAACCUAUGGAAAAUUAACGGAAAACGAAUCGGAAAAUUUUAUAUCGAACAUGGAGAAAAGUGGAAAAUAUCAAACGGAAACGUGGUCUUAG
Pediculus humanus corporis (human body louse) is the source of this 1800-nucleotide messenger RNA. RefSeq names its product NADPH fad oxidoreductase, putative. Gene Ontology annotation, cellular component: cytosol. The coding region runs from base 1 to 1800 and encodes 599 amino acids. Gene Ontology annotation, molecular function: flavin adenine dinucleotide binding; FMN binding; NADPH-hemoprotein reductase activity. NCBI's taxonomy places the organism in Eukaryota, Metazoa, Arthropoda, Insecta, Psocodea, Pediculidae. The transcript has 7 exons. The record is from RefSeq and is a predicted model, not a curated record.